This is a messenger RNA of Nicotiana tabacum (common tobacco), 2560 nucleotides long. Its product is annotated as pentatricopeptide repeat-containing protein CRR2, chloroplastic-like. Gene Ontology annotation, molecular function: RNA binding; protein binding; zinc ion binding. The record is from RefSeq and is a predicted model, not a curated record. Gene Ontology annotation, biological process: RNA modification. Lineage: Eukaryota; Viridiplantae; Streptophyta; Magnoliopsida; Solanales; Solanaceae.
AAAGAGACAGAGACCAACUGAUAUUUUCCUUCAGUUCAUUCAGGAAAAAAAAUCAAUAUUUAAACUUCAGCGAGUUAUUUGGCUCCGCAGUCUGCUGCCGGGAAUUGAAGCAAAUAUCGAAGUUGUGAUGGUGUAAAUGCGGUCGCUUCAAUCUCCUCCUCCAUCUCUUCUUCAACCUCCUCCUCCUUCUUACCUUCCCUUCAACCUUUUGCACCAAACUAGUCCCCUCUUCACUUCUUAUUCAUAUCGUCCAACCUCAAUCCACUGUACCACCAGCAAUAACACCCACAUUGUCAGCAACCCAAAACCCACUACUUCUACUUUUAGCCAUAAUUACAACGAUUCAAUUCAAUCUCUUUGCAAAAAAGGACAUCUGAAAGAAGCCCUUCAGCUCCUCUUUCAGGAGCCCAAUCCCACCCAACGUACCUACGAGCUGCUCAUCCUUUCCUGCUCCCAAAAUCACUCCCUCUCCCACGCUUUAACUGUUCACCGCAAACUCAUUGAUGAUGGGUUCGAUCAAGAUCCUUUCUUGGCUACCAAACUCAUUAAUGUGUACUCCCACUUGGGCUGUAUCGACCACGUCCGCCAAGUGUUUGAUAAAAUUUCCAACCGAACCAUCUUCGUUUGGAACGCCUUUUUCCGGGCAUUGGCUUUAGCUGGCCAUGGUGAAGAAGUUUUGGACUUUUACAGACGUAUGAAUGGCAUUGGAAUCCCAUCAGAUAGGUUCACGUAUACGUACGUGCUCAAAGCUUGUGUUGCUUCUGAAUCGUCAUCGCCAUCGCUCGAAAAGGGCAAGGAAAUUCAUGGCCACAUGUUGAGACACGGUUAUGAGCGUCAUCUUCAUAUUAUGACGACCUUAAUUGAUGUAUAUGCUAGGUUUGGUCGCGUAGGCGAUGCAAGUUGUUUGUUCUAUGAGAUGCCAGAGAAAAAUUUGGUGUCUUGGAGCGCAAUGAUUGCCUGUUAUGCAAAGAACGGGAAACCUCUUGAAGCAUUGGAGCUUUUUCGUGAAAUGAUGAGCUAUGAUGAUAUGUUGCCAAAUUCAGUGACUAUGGUUAGUGUUCUUCAAGCUUGUGCAGCACUGGCUGCACUAGAGCAAGGGAAGCUAUUACAUGGAUAUAUACUUAGGAAAGGGCUCGACUCUAUUUUGCCCGUUCUCAGUGCUCUUGUGACAAUGUAUUCAAGGUGUGGUGCUCUAGAAUUGGGACGAAGAGUGUUUGAUCAGAUGGGCAAGAGGGAUGUUGUUGCAUGGAAUUCCAUGAUUUCAAGCUUUGGAAUACAUGGAUUUGGGGCCAAAGCAAUUGAAGUUUUUAGAGAAAUGAUUCGAUAUGGAGUGUCACCAAGUCCAGUAUCAUUCGUUAGUGUAUUGGGAGCUUGCAGUCAUGCAGGGCUUGUGGCGGAGGGGAAACGUUUGUUUGAUUCAAUGUCGAGAGAACAUAAUAUCUACCCUAGUGUGGAGCACUAUGCUUGCAUGGUUGAUCUUCUUGGAAGAGCCAAUCAGUUAGAAGAAGCGGCUAUAAUCAUACAAGAUAUGCGGAUUGAACCAGGACCCAAAGUUUGGGGGUCUCUUCUUGGAUCAUGUAGGAUUCAUUGUAAUGUUGACCUUGCAGAGAGGGCAAGCAGAAGGUUGUUUGAGCUUGAACCCACAAAUGCUGGGAACUAUGUACUUUUGACUGACAUUUAUGCAGAAGCUAGGAUGUGGGAUGAGGUAAAACGAGUUAGGAAGCUUUUGGAAGCCAAAGGGUUGCGGAAAGUCUCUGGUUGUAGCUGGAUUGAAGUAAAGAGGAAAAUCUACUGUCUCCAGUCAGUUGACGAAAUUAACCCACAAAUUGAGCAAAUUCAUGCAUUGUUGCUAAAGCUGUCAAUGGAGAUGAAGCAGAAUGGGUAUGUGCCAAAUACCAGAAUCGUGCUGUAUGAUCUUGAAGAAGAGGAGAAAGAACGUAUUUUGUUGGGUCAUAGUGAGAAAUUAGCAGUUGCCUUUGGGUUGAUUAAUAACAGUAAAGGAGAGACUAUAAGGAUUAGUAAGAACUUGAGAUUAUGUGAAGACUGUCACUCCUUCACUAAGCUCAUUUCAAAAUAUGCAAACAGAGAAAUUCUAGUCAGAGACAUCAAUCGAUUUCACCAUUUCAAGGAUGGGGUUUGUUCAUGUGGGGAUUAUUGGUAGCGCUGGUCACUUGUGCGUGCUAUAUUUAUUCUUUGGUUUAACUAUGGCACCUUCCUUUUGGGGUUCUCGGUGGAGAUUAGAAAGUUUUUUCACAUGUACAAUUUGAACACAACGUUUCCAGCCGUUACAUCAUAUACGUUCCUUGUGAUAACUUCAUGACAUAAAAUGGAGUGGGAUGAUGGAAUUGAUGCUCACGAUGAUAUGCGAGACUAUGAGAAGUUGCUCUUUAUCUUAUUAAUUUUCAUAAUAACUCUAAUUGAUAUUUACUUCACAGCCGUGGCACAAGAAGAAAUUUACUUGCUUAGUUGUAAAAAAAAAUCCACAUUUAGUUUUGUAAGAGAAGUGUGUCCUGCACUUGGUGUUGACGAAUUUUAAUAAAGUAUUAGGCUGCUCGUUUCA